AUGAGUGCAGAUUGGGGACCAGUGAUUGUAGCAGUGGCUUUGUUCAUCCUGCUCUCGCCAGGAUUGCUCUUUCAGCUACCGGCGAGGACAAGAGUGAUGGAGUUUGGGAACAUGAGCACAAGCGGCAUUUCGAUUUUGGUCCAUGCCAUUAUUUACUUCUGUAUACUCACUAUCUUGAUCAUAGCCAUACAGAUUCACAUCCAUUUCUGA
Messenger RNA from Thlaspi arvense, 210 nucleotides. The record is from the annotation of a GenBank genome assembly. Lineage: Eukaryota; Viridiplantae; Streptophyta; Magnoliopsida; Brassicales; Brassicaceae.